Molecule: messenger RNA, 2328 nt
Organism: Paramecium tetraurelia
Lineage: Eukaryota; Ciliophora; Oligohymenophorea; Peniculida; Parameciidae
Exons: 3
Source: RefSeq, a predicted model, not a curated record
AUGCGAUACCAGCAAUUAGUAACUCAUGUCAUCGACCUCAUCAAAUCUUACAAUCCCAUUAUCCUGACUCCAGACUCCCAUUGCGAACAAUACAUCCAGGAAAAUUGCAAGAAACUCUUCGAUACUGAAAUCAUGUUUUUGAAACAAGUUUUCUCAGGAGUACAACGUUAUGAAGAGUUCCUCAAAAUCCUCACCAAAACUAUGUUCACUCUCUUGUCCAGCACAACCAAUAGAAAUGAUGCCACUCUAUAUCACAUCUUCUCCUAUCUCAUUUUGUUUAGAUUGGAUGAACUACCCUACAAUGAAUUCAAAAAGAUGGUCAACGAACAAGACCCAGUCAAAAUGAAUGUCCUCUUGCAAUUUCUAUUUGACAUCGACAAAGUUAUUACGCAUGUCAAACCCCUAUGGAUAGAAAUCUACGAUCCUCAAUACAUCCACGAAACUGUGAUUGGAGGCUUGGAAUAGCACUUCCCCAUGAUGAAAGAUCUAUUGAGUUCUCUGAGUUCGAGAGCCACUGGCAAACAAAGCGAAUUGGUCCAAGAUGAUGAAAGACCUGAAUCAGCUGCAAAAAAAUAACCGACGAAAACUAUGCCCUUCAAAUUGAGUGAAACCAAGAAAAAGCCCGAUCCUCCUCCUCCUCCUAAACCAGAGUUAUACAAAAGUAAACCUGUUCCAAGUAAUCUCAAUAAAAAAACAUUGCAAUAGAUUGAAGAAGACAAUAAGCUUAGAUUUGAGCAAUCUAAAAAAAAGGUUCAAGAAACCUAUAAGGAUGCAAAGUAAUUUGAAUUCAAAACAGAUCUUCGACCAACCAACUAUGAAACUGUCAAAAAGGAGGUCGAAGACACUCUCAAUCAAUAAUUGUAGUUCAAUAUGAAAAUUGCUAAACCUGCCCCUGCUGAUUUAGAGACUGCAGAAAUCAAAUUAAAUGCUGCAGCCAUCUUGAGGGAGGAAAUGCUAUUAAAGAAGAAACAAGAUAUUGAAAGAGAGAGAGUCAAAAAUCUAGAAGUCAAUCUCAGAGAUUCAGGAGAAUUCGAAGAAUGGAAGAGGUAGUAGGAAGAAGUAGAGUAAAUAGCUAGAAUGGAACAUCAACAACAAAAAAAGAUAGAAAUGGAAUUGGCAAGAGAAGCAGCUAUGAGAGCAUAAGAGGAGAAAUUUAAGGAGAAUAGAAUCUUGGCUGAAAAAAUGAAGGUUGAGGCUGUGGAAAGAUUAAAGGAAAGAUAAGAAUUGUAGUAAGAAUAAGUUGAGUAUAAAAAGUAAUUAAUAGAGCAAAUUAUGGAGGCUGAGAAGAAGGUGUAUUUGUAAGUAGAGAAAGUGCAAGAGAAGAAUAAGCAAAUGGCUGAGGAUUAGAAAUUAGAAAUGGCUAGGAUGUUGGAAUUGAAGAGACAGGAAGAUGAGUAAAUUAGAAUUAAGAGAGAAGAGUUAAUUAAAUAAAUUAGGGAGUUAGAAAGGUAACCAAUCAAAAGAACUAAGGGAUAUGAUCCUACUGAAACUAUGGGUUAUGGUCUGUUGGAAGAAAUGUCAUUGGCUGAAUUAAGAGAUAGAUUAGAAGUUGUAAAGGCUGAAAGAAAGGCCGAAGAAGAAGACAAAAGAAAGGAGAUUGUUACUUAGAAGGAUGAAUACUUAUCAUCGAUGUAAAGGAAGGUCCAAGAAAUUAAAGCACAUCGAUAAGCUGAAUCGUAGCAGAAGGACAUGGAGAGAGAAGCUAAGAGGAUGAAAAAGCAAAAGGAGGAAGAGUUGAGAAAAAAGAUUAGGGAGGAACAAUUACUUUAAGUUUAAAAUAAGAUUAGCAACAAAAAGCAAGUCAAGAGUGCUGAAGAACAAAGAAUAGCAGCUGAAAUAGCAAUAUAUGAAUGCUAAUAAGGCUAUGGUGGAAAUGAAAGCUUGGGAAGUCUCAAUAGGAUGGUAUAAUAGAAGAAUAAUUGGUUAGGUUUGGAGAGAGAAAUCAAGAAUAGACAGAAUGAAAAACUUAUUGUAUAAGAGGGAGUCGAAUCGGUGAAUUUAAGGGAGAGGAAGAUCUUGGCUGAGUAAGCUAAGAGAUUAGUGAAGACUAAAGUUGAUUUCAAUUAGGCAUAUGAUAAUGAAUUGAAGACAGCCUAUAAAAUGAAUGACUAAUUGCAUUUAGAGGAGGCUGAAAAUAGAACUUAAAUGCAUAACAUUCAAAGAGAGUGGAAGGAAGAACAUACUAAAAAUAUGAUCACUAGAGAUGAGUAUAAAUAGAAAAUAUCAGAAACUUCAUUGAAAAAUUCAAAAAAAAAAAAAUAAUAAUAAACUAUUAAAUAAGAUUUUAGUAGAUAAUUAGAAUAACUACCUUCAGCUUAGUAUUCUUGA